AUGACAUUAGGCGACCUAAUAUUAUCAACUCCCUCAUUAGAUUCUUACCGUGUUCUCAAAGAUCCGUUGCACAAGUAUGAUUCGAAUUAUCAUAAUCUGCCAGAAGGCAUAGAUCAUCGAAUAUUAGCUUAUGAUUCGCUUGAAAGUCAAAGAUAUGAAGCAUUGCACAUGAAACAACCUGUACCACGUUAUGUGACAAGAGUAUUUCAAGAAAGAUGUAAGACAAGAAAAGUAUUUAACUAUUCUGCACGUGAUAACUCCAGUUAACAUUCUCGAGUGAAAUCCCGCGAGACUAUAGACUUUACAAAAUUUGCCAUUUUUCACAAUUCGUACUUCCACGGGACUCUUUUAUGCAAAUUCAUUCACCUUUUUUGUUCUGCAUGCGCAUAUAUUUUAUAUGAGCCACUGAUUUGAACGAAAAUUUUUCUAAAUUUUUGCCGCUUCACUGAUUUAUUUCUAAAACGGUUGCAAAACUAUAUAUUUCUGCUAUUUUUUUAUAAAAAGUCAACUUCAAAAAUGGUACCACUUUUAUUGCUUUCAUGAAAUCGUAGAGCAUUUUAAAAAAAAUUUGAAAAUGUUGAUUUACUCGUGCUCAGUAAAUGGUUUUGACUGUAUACAAAAUCGAUUUUCACAACAACGCGAAAAAGCACGUUCAUUUUUCACUUAUUUAAAAAUAACGCUGGAUUUUAUAGAAAAUUAGAAAAUCGCUUGAUUUAACUAGAAAACGUUCGAUUUUCGAGAAAAUAAUAACUGAUUUUUUAUGAAAUAGAGAAUCAAUACGAUAAUCUUUUCAUUCACCAUUUCUUUUUCCGUGCGCUUUCGUAUAUAUCAUAUCUCUUGAAAGGAGGAAAUCUCUUAGCAGAAAGUCAAGUCACAAUAUGAGAUCCAUCGAGAAUCGAAGACGAUUUCAGGUGGUCGUUCUAUAUUAAAGAAUUUGCAUAAACGAUUACUAUUUUUUAAACAACCAAUUUCAUUUUUGAUUCUUAAAAUAUAGUUUCUUCAGCGACUUUCCAGUUUCGAUUUAAUAAAAAAUCGACUGAUUUUUCACAAAAACAAGAGUAAUAUUCCAUCAUACAGGGCAGUUCCACUUACUCUUGAUAAAAUGAGAGUAGGAGCUUUCAAUCAUGGUGACAUUUUCAUGAAUUUCUGUACUAAUCCCGCGGAAUUUCACCGAGAUUCUCGACUCGAGAAUGCCAUUCUUCUUCUUUUUAGAACAUAUAGAUAAAACCGAUGUUUUCGAUUUUCUUUUUUUGCAGUUGGUUCUGUGGUUUCACCGAGAUCAGAUCC
Didymodactylos carnosus is the source of this 1287-nucleotide messenger RNA. Lineage: Eukaryota; Metazoa; Rotifera; Eurotatoria; Philodinida; Philodinidae. The record is from the annotation of a GenBank genome assembly.